UUGGGAGAAACUUCUGCGAUCAGCUGCCACUGCCCAUGAGACGGACUGCCCGUGGGUACUAUAAAACCCGUCUGGUACAUUUAGGCGAACUUUGUUGUUCUGAUACCGUCAACUCUGAUACCCCCAACUUCGCUACGCAACAAUGGCUGGAGGUGCUGUUGCAAACGCUGGGUCGGUCGGUUAUAGUCACCUUAUCGACCCCAACAGGAAAUGGUAUAACAACAGAAGAAUCAUUGCCCUUAACUUCUGCAUCCUUUUGCUACUCAUCACGUCUUCUACGAACGGAUACGAUGGAAGCAUGAUGAAUGGACUACAAUCACUCACUCAAUGGUCUGAGUAUUUUCACAAGCCAACUGGCGGGAGACUUGGCCUUCUGAAUGCCAUUCAGAAUAUUGGGAGUCUCGCCGCGUAUCCCUUUGCUCCAUAUUCUUCGGAUGGCAUUGGACGGAGAUAUACCAUUCUUCUGGGUGCUACAAUCAUGAUUAUGGCUACAGCUAUUCAGACGGCUUCUCAGUCCGUUGGGAUGUUUAUUGGAGCUCGAUUUCUCAUUGGUUUUGGUUUGACCUUUGCUGCAAAUUCUGCUCCCAUGCUGGUCACUGAGAUAUCAUAUCCAUCUUAUCGUGGACCUCUCACGUCGACAUAUAACUCCCUAUGGUAUCUGGGAUCUAUCAUUGCUGCCUGGACAACAUUCGGUACUUUCAAGAUCAAGAACACCUGGGCGUGGAGAAUUCCGUCAGCUCUUCAGGCCCUGCCUUCUGUACUACAGGUCGCCCUCAUUUGGUUCAUCCCCGAGUCUCCGCGUUGGCUUGUCAGCAAGGGCCGUGAAGAGCAAGCCCUAAAGGUCUUGGCUUAUUAUCAUGCCGAUGGAAAUGCCGAGGACCCACUGGUAAAGCAUGAGUUUGAGGAAAUCAGGGCUGCCAUUGAAUUGGAUCGCACCGUGACCGCCAACGUCGGAUGGAAGUCUUUGAUUUCCACCCCAGGAAAUCGCAAGCGUAUGAGAAUCAUCAUCGCUAUUGCAUUCUUCUCCCAGUGGUCCGGUAAUGGCUUGGCAUCGUACUACUUGAACCAGAUCUUGAACGACAUCAACAUCAAGAAUCCAACAAUUCAGCUCUUGAUCAAUGGUAUCCUCCAAAUCUGGAACUUGGCUUGGGCAUUGCUCGCUUCAAGUCUCGUUGACAAACUCGGCCGACGCCUGUUAUUCAUGAUGUCCGCAGUGGGCAUGUUCGUCUUCUUCAGCGCUCAAACUAUCUGCUUCGCGGUGCACAGCGAGAAAGGAACUGAGGGAGCUGCUCACGCCCUGAUAGCUUUCAUUUUCUUGUUCUAUGCAGCUUAUGAUAUUGCAUUCUCGCCCUUGAUUGUAGCUUACACGGUCGAAAUUCUUCCUUACCCGAUCCGUGCCAAGGGCUUCAACGUGUUCAACUUCACAAUUUCAGUGGCUCUGAUUUUCAACCAGUAUGUGAACCCAAUCGCAUUGGGCAACAUCGGCUGGAAGUACUAUAUCGUCUACGUGUGCUGGAUUGCGUUUGAAUGCGUUUUCCUUUACCUUUACAUCGUCGAGACAAAGAAUCUUACUCUUGAGGAGACCGCCGUUAUCUUCGACGGAGACGACGCAAAAGAUCAGCUUGCGCUAGCUGCCGGUAUCAAAACUGAUGACGAGAAACUCUCUGGAUCCUCGUUGCACCACGCGGAUCUACCAGAUACUAAGAUGUAGAAUGGAUCAUAAUUAUUCUCCGGAUGUCAGUUGGGAAGGAUAUAUGUAUUACAAUAUAUAUAACGCAUUUUGCUUUGGACUUUAAUAUACACGAAAUUUCUAUAUUACGCUGAUGCCUCGCUGCUUUGCCUACCAAGUAUGUCCUAGGAAUGAAGACAAUUAUACUUAAUGCCUUAGGCGUUAUGAUUUGA
Desarmillaria tabescens is the source of this 1902-nucleotide messenger RNA. Its product is annotated as hexose transporter. The transcript is spliced from 14 exons. Gene Ontology annotation, molecular function: carbohydrate:proton symporter activity. The record is from RefSeq and is a predicted model, not a curated record. Lineage: Eukaryota; Fungi; Basidiomycota; Agaricomycetes; Agaricales; Physalacriaceae. Gene Ontology annotation, biological process: transmembrane transport; carbohydrate transport. Gene Ontology annotation, cellular component: membrane. The coding region runs from base 143 to 1711 and encodes 522 amino acids.